This is a messenger RNA of Elgaria multicarinata webbii, 978 nucleotides long. RefSeq names its product olfactory receptor 6B1-like. NCBI's taxonomy places the organism in Eukaryota, Metazoa, Chordata, Lepidosauria, Squamata, Anguidae. Gene Ontology annotation, molecular function: G protein-coupled receptor activity; olfactory receptor activity. The transcript has a single exon. Gene Ontology annotation, cellular component: membrane. Gene Ontology annotation, biological process: G protein-coupled receptor signaling pathway. The record is from RefSeq and is a predicted model, not a curated record. The coding region runs from base 1 to 978 and encodes 325 amino acids.
AUGGAUCAUAAGAAUAAGAGCAGUGUCAGGGAAUUCAUCUUACUUGGAUUUCCAACCGUAAUGGAACUGAAAGUGCUUUUAUUUGUGAUUUUCCUUGUGAUCUACAUCCUGACACUGCUGGAGAACAUCGUUAUCAUUGUUGUGAUCAAAAACAACCCUCAGCUUAAUAAACCCAUGUAUUUCUUCCUCACCAACCUCUCUUUCCUGGAGACAUGGUACAUCAGUGUUAUUGUCCCAAAGCUAUUGGUCAACAUCCUAGCGGAAGACAAGACCAUUUCUUUUGAAGGGUGCAUGACACAGCUAUACUUUUUCAGCUCCCUCAUAUGUACAGAAUGUGUUCUUCUGGCAGUAAUGGCGUAUGAUCGAUAUGUGGCCAUCUGCAAUCCACUGCGCUAUUCGACCAUCAUGACCCAACACCUCUGCAUGCAGUUAGCUGUGGGUUCAUGGCUAACUGGGUUCUUGGCCUCAAUGCUGAAGGUUAUCUUCAUAUCUAGACUACCCUUCUGUGGCCCUAACAUCAUCAACCACUUCUUCUGUGAUAUUUCACCUUUGCUAAAUAUGGCAUGUGAAGACAUGACAGUGGCUGAAAUAGUGGACUUCGUCUUAGCCUUAAUAAUUCUGUUGGUCCCACUCUCAGUUACUGUAGUUUCCUAUGUUUGCAUUAUUGGCACAAUUUUGCAUAUUCCCACUGCCCAGGGCCAGAAGAAGGCCUUCUCCACUUGUACUGCACACCUCACUGUGGUCACCAUCUUCUUCUCAGCUACCCUCUUCAUGUAUGCACGACCAAAGAGGAUCCACCCUUUCAAUCUUAACAAAUUUGUGUCUGUCAUAUACACCAUUGUCACUCCAAUGUUGAACCCUUUUAUUUACUGUUUGAGAAAUCAAGAGGUUAAGGGGGCUCUUAAAAAAGCUAUCUGUAGCAUCAGUUUCCUUUCCCAAAACUCAGAACCAAAUGCUAAGGUUGGAUGGGUCAGAUAG